UCCCGACUGGGAAAAAGAAAUAAAACGUUUAAGCCUAAUUUUAAAAGAUGACAAAAGUAAACAAUUAGAGAAAUUACUCACUGAACACACAGAUUUAGCCACCGAACACCAAACUAAAUCUACUGAAAUAACAAAAUCAUCCAACGAACACAAACAACUCCUCAACCUCGCCUCCUACUCGCGAGAAAUAGAAAAAGAAGAAACCCGCCUCAAUACUAACUCCACCACCCACAACCCGCGAAUGAAAAAUUUUCUCGGAACAGGUGGAACUAAAUGA
Messenger RNA from Racocetra persica, 277 nucleotides. The record is from the annotation of a GenBank genome assembly. NCBI's taxonomy places the organism in Eukaryota, Fungi, Glomeromycota, Glomeromycetes, Diversisporales, Gigasporaceae.